This is a messenger RNA of Rhopilema esculentum, 1659 nucleotides long. RefSeq lists its product as uncharacterized. Lineage: Eukaryota; Metazoa; Cnidaria; Scyphozoa; Rhizostomeae; Rhizostomatidae. The record is from RefSeq and is a predicted model, not a curated record. Gene Ontology annotation, molecular function: GTPase activity; GTP binding.
UCUCUACGAAGUCUCAUAAAGCGGUUAAAAAAUAUUCAAGAAUCUAGAAGCCCUAUUGAAUAAACCCCUUGGGGUCAAUUUCAAAAUUUCAAAUCAAACGGUAUUUUGGCCGUUAACAGUAGACGUAUUAUGUUUCCAAGCGAAUCUUGCUUUGUUCAAGAGCAUUCUGUCGAUCUGAUAAAUUGUUGCUGAUGAUCUCUUCAUUUUCAUCAUGGAAGAGUUUUAAAAAUGUAGCACAGCUUGGUAUCUUUUUACCUGCUGCUUGAGUCCCCAAUGUCACCAACCGCUUGUGGGAUCAGAGAUCAUUACCAGAAUGCAGGCCAAAGUAUUAAUAAAUAAUAAAUAACCAGGAGAUCUUUGCAGAGACAAUUCAAAUCAUCGUAAAAUAAACUGAAAAAGCCAAUAUACUGGUGAUUUCUUCAAAACAUAAUCACACAAGUCUUCGACUAGAAAAGCAAUAAAGGUUGGAUUGCAUAUAUUCGAUAGGAGCUGCAAGCAAGUUCGACCUACCUAUGUUAAACAGGUUUUUUGAAAGAACACAGAAUCAUUUGCUUUGGUAUUGCAAACAAGUGAGGUGCUUUAAUAAAUCCACUAAGAAAAUCACUCGAUAUGGAAAAAUUGUGUAACAGAAGAAUCAGUGGACUUUGAAGAACAAGAGAAGCAUGUCAAAAAGUUGAGUUGCUCUACAGAAAAGAAAUUUCCCAACACCAACCGCCAAUCGAGGAUUACUUCAUAAGUUGACUAAAAAUGAGUAUAAGACAACGAAGUCAAUACCAAUCUAUUCCUGGAUUGCAGAUAGGUCUUCAUGCUGCAAUGAAUCCAGAAUACGAUUAUCUGUUCAAGAUUUUGCUCGUUGGCGACAGCGGAGUGGGGAAAAGUUCUCUGCUCAUUCGGUUUGCUGAUGACGUUUUCUGCGACAGCUAUAUAAGCACGAUUGGGGUUGAUUUUAAAAUAAAAACAGUUCUGCUGGAUGACAAAGUUGUCAAGUUACAGAUUUGGGAUAGUGCAGGACAGGAGCGAUUCAAGACACUUACUACGACAUACUACAGGGGAGCACAUGGAAUUAUUGUCGUAUAUGACGUCACAGAUAGGAAUUCGUUUAUCAAUUGUGGACAAUGGUUAACUGAGAUUGAGAAAAAUGCUUGCGAGGGUGUUCAGAAGCUCAUUGUUGGGAACAAAUGCGACAGAGAAGAUAGAGAAGUGGACUAUGAAGCAGCAUCUAGCUUCGCUGAAAAACUUUCUGUUAAAUUUAUCGAAUCGAGUGCAAAGGAUUCGAUCAAUGUCGACAGAAUUUUCAUCACUAUGGCCGCUGAACUGAAAGAAAAACUUGGGACUCCGAUAAAGGAGGAAAAGAGUGCACUUCAAAUUGGAACAAGCACUAAACUGACUAGCGAAAGUAAAUAUCGGUGUUGUACAUGGCAAUGAUCUUGAAAGCUACAUAUUCAUUUCAAGACUUGUAGAUAAUCCUUUAAUUUUGACGGCGCAAUUUGGCAAAAGUAGAAGACAAAUGUUUUCGAUUUUCUAAAUAUCUGAAACUUUUGUCUUCGCAGUGGUUUUGUAUAGUCUGCUGUUCAUUUGUAGCGAUAAAGACUGGUAGAGUAGGUGAAAGACCAGGGUUUUUUUGUGGAUUGUAUUUUUCGGCCUCAUAAAUUUCAUUAC